UGUGCCUGAUUAUCUUUCUUCAAGACACACACAGUUCCCUAGGCUGUGCCCGUGGCAGGGAGUGGAGGCCGGAAGCUCUCAGCUGUGUGAGAAUUGGGCGAGCAUAUGGCUACUUCUCUCCCUGCACGCUGGUCCCAGUGCAGUUGCCUCUGGCUGGAGGGCUGGGAGGUGGAGCCUUUCUGCUCAGCGCCGCUGAGUUCCCUUCUUCUUUCUCUCUGCUGGCUGUGCAUUGGCUCUUCGUGCUCUGAGUGGAAUAGGCAGGGUGUGCUCACAGACCGCGGUGUAAACUGCAGUUUCUAUUUGGGGUGCCCCGGGAGAAGAGCACCAGGAAGGAAAGACAGCACCAGUGCCAUGGGCCAGCUUUGCUGCUUUCCUUUCUCAAGAGAUGAGGAAAAAAUCAGUGAGUUGGAAAGCCCGUCCUCUACCGUCCUGCAGAGAUACAGACAGGAUAUACCCAGCUGGCCAAGUGGUGAUAAGAAUGGAGGUGAGCCCGAUGACGCUGAACUGGUAAGGCUCAGUAAGAGGCUGGUGGAGAACGCGGUGCUCAAGGCUGUCCAGCAGUAUCUGGAAGAAACACAGAACAAAAGCAAGCCAGGGGAUGGGAGCUCUGUGAAAACUCAAGAGGCUGAUAGGAAUGGCACUGACAGUGACAACAACAGGAAAUGAGAGCCCAAUGCAGGCAGGCCCCGCGGCUCCAUGAGAAGCAUCCCGCUCCCCUCUGCUGAGUCAACGGAUUAAUUUGCAUUGUGCUGUUUCAGUGUCUCUUGUCCAAUCCGUGGAGAUUGCCUACGACUUUCAUGAUCAAUAUGUUUGCAUUUCUGAAACACAACAGAAGAGAAGUGGAGUGCUGGGACUAGCAGAGGAAAUUAACUUCCAGAAGAAUGGCCCAGGUUUCACUUGCCUUCCGCCAUGGCCGAGGGAGAGGGAACUUGGGGUUAUGCCUCGUGGACUCAAAUUAGAGGCCAUGGAAGGGACCUGGCCGUCACUGGAAUACUGCCAUUUAUAUUGCUUAACAGGGCACUUGACCACUUUAUCUGAGGCCAAAACACACACACAGCUAACAAGUGCUAAGUGUAAAACAAUCACUGUUGAAUUCGUUGUCCAUGCUGUUGGUCAUUAAUGUCUCACGUCUGUCGUCCGUCUGCUGUUGCUCUGCAGUGAUUUUUAUUUACAGUAAAUUGGUUUCACGCAAAUGAUAUAUUUUUGGCAAAAUGCAGCCUUUUCUACAAAACGUGGGCAACAUCUUAAAGGUUUCUUUUAACCUUCUUUUGAUAAGUCAGUGUGCCAUAUUUCAUA
Molecule: messenger RNA, 1296 nt
Organism: Lutra lutra (Eurasian river otter)
Lineage: Eukaryota; Metazoa; Chordata; Mammalia; Carnivora; Mustelidae
Product: A-kinase anchor protein 7 isoforms alpha and beta-like
Exons: 3
Coding region: 106-666 (186 amino acids)
Cellular component (GO): cytosol
Molecular function (GO): protein kinase A regulatory subunit binding
Source: RefSeq, a predicted model, not a curated record